CCUGUGUGAACUGGGGACGGGUAACUCCUGUGGUAAACUCAACUGAAGACCAUUCAGCAAGUGCCGCUUGUCUCUGGAGAUGGACGCGCCCUCCCCUCACAUCAGUUUUGAAGAGUACAAAGAAACAGCAGAGUGGUUGUUGAGCCAAACAAAGUUACGUCCAGUAGUGGCCAUCAUCUGUGGCUCUGGUUUAGGUGGUCUGGCUGACAGACUGGAGGACAGUGUAACAUUCAAAUAUGAAGACAUCCCUCGAUUUCCUACUAGCACUGUCCAAGGUCAUGCUGGUAAGCUGGUUUUUGGAAGACUCGUGGGACAUGAUUGUGUGUGCAUGCAGGGAAGAUUUCAUUUCUAUGAGGGCUACAGCAUACACACGGUGUCAUACCCUGUGCGUGUCUUCUCUCUGCUGGGAGUGAAAACCCUGAUCGUGACAAAUGCAGCAGGAGGACUCAACGACAGCUACAGGGUUGGAGAUAUUAUGAUCAUUAAGGAUCACAUUAACAUGCCAGGCUUUGCAGGACAAAAUCCAUUGUGUGGACCAAAUGAUGAAAGGUUUGGAGUGCGAUUCCCCUGCAUGUCAGAUGCUUAUGAUCGUGAUCUGAGGCUCAAAUUGAGGUCUACAGCUGAAGCCAUGGGGGUAGUCCACUUCCUUCAAGAAGGUGUUUACUGCAUGGUGGCUGGUCCCUCAUACGAGACCAUUGCAGAGUGCAAAUUCAUGCAGACACUGGGAGCUGAUGCUGUUGGGAUGAGCACAGUCCCUGAGGUACUGGUGGCCCGUCACUGUGGCCUGCGUGUCCUGGGAGUGUCUCUUAUCACAAACAAAGUGGUAACAGACUAUGACAGCAAAGAAAAAGCUAAUCAUGAGGAAGUCCUCCAAACCACCCAAAGACAGACCAAGCUCCUUCAAGACCUUGUCUGUGGAGUCCUCCAGAUGUAACGUCAUAAACAUAAAAACUCCACAUAAACAAGAGUGCAGUUGUGUGGA
Molecule: messenger RNA, 982 nt
Organism: Boleophthalmus pectinirostris (great blue-spotted mudskipper)
Lineage: Eukaryota; Metazoa; Chordata; Actinopteri; Gobiiformes; Gobiidae
Gene: pnp6
Product: purine nucleoside phosphorylase 6
Exons: 6
Coding region: 80-934 (284 amino acids)
Biological process (GO): nucleoside metabolic process
Cellular component (GO): cytoplasm
Molecular function (GO): purine-nucleoside phosphorylase activity
Source: RefSeq, a predicted model, not a curated record